UCUCUUUAGUUUAGCUCCACACUUCACUCCCACAUAAAUCAAAUCUUCAUUUUCCUCUUUCCCAUUUUCAGCCUUUGCCAUUUGUCUCAUAAAUAGCUGCAAAAAAAGCAGCUUGACAUUAAAAAAUUAAAUAAAAAUGGUGAGGAUAAUACCAAUGGCCUCUUCAAUUAGGCCUUCACUUUCAUCUCUUCAUAAAUUUUCUGGGUCCUCAAGAUUCUGUGUUUCGCUUCUUUCUCAUAAUUCUCAACGAAAGUUCAGUUCUUUUCAUCUGGGUAGCGCAGUUCCACAGUUGCAAUCUUUUGGCCUUAAAGCUUCUAAUCUGUUAAGAGAAAAAGGGGGCAGUUUGUUGGUCAGCGCUGCGGGAAAUAUGGCGCAAGCAAGCACCACUACUACCCAAGAAAAUGUCCUAGAGUGGGUCAAACAGGACAAAAGAAGAAUGCUCCAUGUAGUUUACCGUGUUGGGGACCUUGAAAAGACAAUAAAAUUCUAUACGGAGUGCCUAGGGAUGAAAUUAUUGAGAAAGCGUGACAUCCCCGAGGAAAGAUACACAAAUGCAUUUCUAGGAUAUGGACCAGAGGACUCUCAUUUUGUGAUUGAACUCACGUACAAUUAUGGAGUUGACAAGUAUGAUAUCGGAUCUGGGUUUGGCCAUUUCGGAAUUGCUGUAGAGGAUGUUUCAAAGACAGUGGAACUCGUAAAGGCUAAGGGAGGGAAAGUAAGCAGGGAACCAGGUCCCGUUAAAGGAGGGAAGACAGUUAUUGCAUUUAUUGAAGAUCCUGAUGGUUACAAGUUUGAACUUUUAGAGAGGGGUCCAACACCCGAGCCCCUAUGCCAAGUAAUGCUUCGAGUCGGAGAUCUUGACCGCGCCAUAAAUUUUUAUGAGAAGGCUUAUGGUAUGAAGCUUCUCCGCACACGUGACAACCCGGAAUACAAGUAUACAAUAGCAAUGCUGGGAUAUGGUCCAGAAGAUACGAGUGCUGUGAUGGAGUUGACAUAUAAUUAUGGUGUCACUGAAUAUGACAAGGGAAAUGCAUAUGCACAGAUAGCUAUAGGCACAGAUGAUGUGUACAAGACAGCAGAAGCUAUAAGACUGUGUGGCGGAAAAGUUACGAGGGAACCAGGACCUCUACCUGGUAUCAGCACCAAAAUUGUAGCAUGCCUAGAUCCUGAUGGUUGGAAAUCGGUUUUUGUUGACAAUGUAGAUUUUCUCAAGGAAUUGGAGUAAGCUGUUUUUGGAGGAAAGAGUAGGCAUAUACGGAACAUCUCGAGGACAUUGAUGCUUCAUCGAAAUUACUUCCUUGCCUUUGACCGAAUCGAUACAAAGGGACUACCAUGAAAAAGAGCCUAAAAUUGUGCAUUUUGUGGAUAAAAUUACAGAAGUUAUUGCUUCACCAACAUAAAAAGAAUAGAAGCAUGAACUCGUAUAUCUACCUACUUUUUGUAAUAAAUUUGCUGCCUUUUCUUACUGGAAAACUUUGCAAACUAGGAAAUCAGUUCAGAAAAACUUAGCAAAGUGAGGACUUAGUAGUUCUCUAUUUCCAAUAUGUACAAUCCCUAAUUUCAAUUGUUCAUUUGACUCUUUUCUUCUAGUUGGACCAUAGGUACUGAGGAUCAAUCAGUUGCCAGUUGCAAGUUCCACUAUUGUAUUGUGGUCAAUUAUUUUGUUCUAAUAUGAAGAGUGUCAGUAUAAAAGCCA
Nicotiana tabacum (common tobacco) is the source of this 1696-nucleotide messenger RNA. Its product is annotated as putative lactoylglutathione lyase, chloroplastic. Gene Ontology annotation, cellular component: cytoplasm. Lineage: Eukaryota; Viridiplantae; Streptophyta; Magnoliopsida; Solanales; Solanaceae. Gene Ontology annotation, molecular function: lactoylglutathione lyase activity; metal ion binding. The record is from RefSeq and is a predicted model, not a curated record.